AUGAAAAUUCGAAACUUAAAAACACAAAAAUAAUUGACCUAUCUUGUUCCAGUACAGACUUAAAUUAAAUUAAAAUUAAAUAUUAAAUCGGGUGUUUAAAUUAAAGAGUGGGAUACAUUAAAGGGGGGGGGAUGUAGUAUUGCGUUAAUAAGAAGUGCAUUGCUUUUAUUGUUUUCAAAAUUCGUUUCCAUAAAUGUCAACUAUUUUUGUUAUCUUACAGCCCCAGAAGCAGCGCUUGCAUGUCCAGCCGGAUGUCCAGCAGGUACAUCAUCUCAUUGGAUGGCCACCUUUUGAAUGGAAAAAUGCAGACAUGCUUUAAAGUGUGCUCGAGUCUUUUUUAAAGUAAUCAAUUAUACGCGUUUGGGACUGCGAGAAAGCUCUUUUAUAGGGUUUGUCUUCUCUUGAACGAGUUCCCAUCUAAGUUUGACUGGUCCCAUCCACCCAUCAAAAGAAAAAAAAAAUAAUGCUCAAAGACGGGGUUUCUCCCAUAAGUUUUCGUCGUAACAUAUUAUUCAAAUAUGUUUAAAAACAUUUCUCUUCCAACGGACUACAGGUCAGACGUGUCAACUACGACAAAUGGGGUGUCCUACAGGUACGCAAGGUGUGCAAGGUACAGGUACGUCUUGCGUGCCGGUCGUGGUUCCAACAUGUCUACCGGUGAGAAUUUCCGAAACAUGAUUCACUAAUGAAGAUUACUUGAUUUUUACCACAUAUGUUUUAUUUUGAAUUGGAAGAUCAACAAAAUAAGAAAAAAAAAUAUACAUGAAUGUCUUUUCUUAGUUAAACUUGUCUAAUAAAUAUAACCUCAUGAUUACUGAUAAUAGUAGAGAAUGUAGUACUUUGCGGAAAGAAGGAUAUAAAACAAUAAUUAAUAAUUCACAAUUUUGUUUUCACCCCACUUAGGUAGCAUCCCAUUAGUUAUUUGUAAUAAAGGAAGACACUUCACAAUUGAAUUUUUAAAAUAGUGUAUUAAAUUAACGGUAGGCUUGCACACACAAAAAAUAAUAACAAUACAAUAAAGUAAUUUGCGAAAUGGUUUGAUUUUGAAAGUUAAUUUAUGUGUGAAUUUCUUUGAGGAAAACAUCGAUUAAUUAAUUACCUUAACUCGUGUUUACCAAAUUUCUCCAAAAGUAAACUAAAUGUGUGGAUUUAAAUAUAUAUAAUUAGAGAGAGAGACCCCUGUUAUUAAUAUUUUUUUUCCAAUCCAGCCCAUUCCACCCAUCGACCAAUGCGGCGGUUGCCCACAAGGUCAAGUCUGCAAGCCGUCCGGGGUAAACUGCCUUGUACAGCCGUGCCCCACAAGUGAGUGCGUCAAUUACGAGCCCCAGUUGGGCAGCUGCCCAAAAGUGAGCAGAUUCUUGCCGCUUUUAAACUUUGCUUGCCUCGGAGAGAAGUUCAGGGUAAGAUUUUGCGCCAGUGACGAGAACUGUAGGAAAGACCUCAGUGAGAGGUGUUGUAUCUCACAGUGUAACAGAAGGGUCUGCACGGCGGUGCCCGUUGUGCAUUGAGUAUUUUUGGUCAUGGCUAAUGUGUGAAGUAUAUUAAAAUUGUAAUGAACUUAUGGAUUCAACAUUUUUCUUGCCGUUCAACUGUUCAACUGGGAAUCAUUCUGUUACGAGCCUCGUUAUUCUUAGUAAUACAGGCAUCGCUGUUAAAUUAAACCAUAUUAAGACAAGCCUAGCUGUUAUGUCAAUCCAAAGUAACACAAGACUGGAUAUGUCAAACCUUAAUAUACACAACCGGCUGUUAUGUCAAACCAUAUUAGUAUAGCUAUGUCAAACCAUGUCCAGUAUGUCAAUUAAUGGUCAAAAAGGCAUGGCCAGUAUGUCAAACCAUAGUAAUACUUGCCUGGAUGUUAUGUCAAACCAUAGUAAUACAUACCUGGAUGUUAUGUCAAACCAUAGUAAUACAUGCCUAGAUUUUACACCAAAUAUACUUUACCGAUACGCGCUUAACUAGUGCAGUUAUUCCCCCUGAUAUUUUUAUGUGCACUUUUUGUUUGGGAUUUUAUACUAUAUAAGAGAUCGUCAAUGCUAGCGUUUCCAAUAUAGGCCUACUCCCCAGCCCCCUUAACGUUAUAUGGCAGAGUCUAUACUUUUGGAUAAAUCCACUGUCUAUCUAGUACACAGAGUGGGAGUGUUGAAACCUUCAUUAAAACAUAUACGUUUAUCAUUAUUUAUUUAUGCUGUUGUGAUAACAACAAACCAAGGACCCUAUACAUUUAUCAAAAGACUCUCCCAAUUCCACAACCCUAUGAUGGUCAGAUGCUCGUGAAACGAUGCGCUGAAGGCCAGAUCCCCAUAACUGAUGGUGAUAGUUAUUUGUAUUUGUUGAAUACCCAGAAGUGUUUCCAAUUAUAUUGUCAGUAAGUCCAUGAACCAGUCCUAUACUUAAAAAUUUCCAGUGUUUCCCUAAAUUCGUUAUUAUAGGUGUAUGGAAUGGUCUCCAGAUAAACAGCUUUUAGCUGAAAAGUUUUAUUCCAAGUUUUAAAUAUCUUCCUUUCCUUGCAGCGACAACCAUUUUCUUAUAUUUUGGGUUAACAUAUCGUGCAGUUGCAUUAUCAAAUUAUAAUUAUAUGUAUAAUAUAUAUAACUACAUUAGAAUUAUUUGAAUGAAGUGCUAUGUGUACUCGAUUGAUAAUUAUUCUUUGACAUUUUGUUUUU
This is a messenger RNA of Lymnaea stagnalis (great pond snail), 2663 nucleotides long. The record is from the annotation of a GenBank genome assembly. Lineage: Eukaryota; Metazoa; Mollusca; Gastropoda; Lymnaeidae.